CAGGGCAGUAUGAAACACCACACUGCCGCCCAUUUCGCACUCUCAUUCCUCAAAAAAGCUCCCAGCAUAUAGCUCGAUACUAAAUGAAGGUUCACAUUUUCUGUAUCCUGGCAUACUAUCGAAACUCUCUAAUCGGUUUAAAUUUUUUCUGUGGUGACCUUGGCUCUUCAGUAAGAUUUUCAAGGAAGAGACCAUGAAUGUGGAUCAGAAGAAUGGGAAAUGUUGUGCGAAGUACUGUGGCCUUCAUCCCUUCAGAGCAAUGUCAACGAUUUUUAGUAGGGGACUUGAAAGAGAUGCCCCUUGAUCGUACACUUGACCUGAGCAGCCGUCAGUUACGUCGCCUUCCCAUCAGAGCUUCUGCCUUCAAUGAGCUAGUCAAACUCUACCUGAGUGACAACCACCUGAGCAAUUUACCACCAGAGCUGCAAAACCUGCAAAAGCUACAGCUCCUCGCCCUGGACUUCAACUGUUUUGAGGAGCUGCCUCUGGUAGUCUGCAGCCUCAUACAGCUUAACAUCCUCUACCUCGGCAAUAACCGACUUUAUGGGCUGCCCAAGGAGCUAUGCCAACUCACUGAGCUUAAAACAUUGUGGCUAGAGACCAACUGCUUCACCACAUUCCCUCAAAUAAUAUGUGAGCUUCCCAAUAUCAAGACCCUCCAUUUGGGCUACAAUCAGCUACAUAGCUUACCCGCAGAGCUCGGUCGACUUGAGGAGCUACGUAGCAUCUGGCUAGCAGGGAACAUGUUAAACGAGUUCCCUUCUGUGCUACUGAAGAUGCAUUACUUGGAAGUGAUUGAUGUGGACCGAAAUCGUAUUUGCCAUUUUCCGUCGCUCACCCAUUUAAGAGGGCUAAAGCUUGUAAUCUAUGACCACAAUCCUUGUGUUAAUACACCCUUGGUGGGUGAGGGCGUACGAAGGGUAGGCCGCUGGGCAGAUAGCUCUGACAAUGAAGAAGAUGAGACUGAAGGAAAGGUGGCCAAAGUAGGCAUGAAAAUGCAGAGGUUGCCAGAAGAAAAUGAGUGAAGAAAGCAACAAUACAAAAGGCACUGCCUUUAAACCCUCCAAAAAUUGGCCCCAUUUGCUUCCAUUGGAAGUGCCUCACCAUAAACUUGAUUUGUGCUUCUUUUUAAAUUAAAUAAAACGAUGGACAAGUCUAAGUUAUUUUUUGUGGUAAUCAACAUAAUGGCAAAAAUGCUGAUGAUUAAGAUUAACUUUUAUUGAACCUGGAAUAUUCUUUAGUGCUAUCUCUGUGAGGAACCAAAGCUUCGACAACUUUGAUGCUUGAGCUCAACAUGACACUGACUGAACUGAGGGGUUUCCAAAUAUGGAGUUUUUGAUACAGCAGAGGAGGACUGGUCAAUUAAUUAAUAUGAUAUUUGUGAAAAUCUUGAAAAUGAAGUGAUAAUUAUUUCUCUCAAACAUAGUGUAUUUUAUAGUUGAUUUCUGAUGUAGAUUAAAGAUGAUUUAUGUAAAUCAAUAGGAAAAGAGAUGUUUAUACAGAAGACAAUUCAUAUGUGGUUUGUGACACAUGCGUAUAUGUUUAUUAAAAGGAACUAAUAAACUUUGAUAACUUAUUGUUUUUUUAUAUAAUUAUUUGUUGGUGCUUCAAUCCUUCGUCAAUUAAUUUUAGUUUGACAAUGUAUCUAAAGAUAACUGCUGCUUUUCAUUAAAUCUGUUCAGUGAGGUUGGCCAUGUCAAUGAUAAAUGGUUAAAUUCUAACAAUAUACCCCUGCUCAUUAAUAAUGCAGGUUUCCUGUAACAGGUUCAGGUCUCCAUUUUGAUGUAAGACUCUUAAUAGGUUUUAAUCAUUCUAUAAAUCUCCUGCUCUGUAAUAAAGAAACAGGUCACCGUUUUUUGGCUUCAGAGAUUAAACAUACAGCUGAUAUGUCACUGUUCUGAU
Messenger RNA from Xyrauchen texanus (razorback sucker), 1902 nucleotides. RefSeq names its product leucine-rich repeat-containing protein 10-like. The record is from RefSeq and is a predicted model, not a curated record. Bases 198 to 1025 code for a protein of 275 amino acids. Gene Ontology annotation, molecular function: protein binding. The transcript has 3 exons. NCBI's taxonomy places the organism in Eukaryota, Metazoa, Chordata, Actinopteri, Cypriniformes, Catostomidae.